Neopsephotus bourkii (Bourke's parrot) is the source of this 7732-nucleotide messenger RNA. RefSeq names its product solute carrier family 9 member A3 (gene SLC9A3). Gene Ontology annotation, cellular component: brush border membrane; apical plasma membrane. The record is from RefSeq and is a predicted model, not a curated record. The transcript is spliced from 16 exons. The coding region runs from base 943 to 3735 and encodes 930 amino acids. Gene Ontology annotation, biological process: sodium ion transport; proton transmembrane transport; regulation of pH. Lineage: Eukaryota; Metazoa; Chordata; Aves; Psittaciformes; Psittacidae. Gene Ontology annotation, molecular function: sodium:proton antiporter activity.
UCUUCCAAAAGCUUUCACGUUGUUAACAGUAAAAAUAAGCCAGGUAGUGUUUUUAAUAUAGCACAUCUUUACAAACAGCUGCAAGAAAACCUAAGUGGAAAGCUAAACCUUGCCUCGUGGUGUCACUUCCCUGAGCACCGUGGGAAGAGCUGCUCUCUGCUGGACAGAAGAAAAAGCUGGCUUGGGAAAUCUGCUGUUUCUUCGGUGUACUAGAUCCUAAAGUGAUUUGAAGUUGAAAAGCAGAAAAGAGUGCAUUUCCUUCGUGCUAACCGGCUAGGACAGUGGAUCUGAAAGAAGAAGGCUGACCCACUGGGCUGCGCAUUCAAAGCGCUCAGACGCAGACUUGUGGAUCUGCUCAUCUGCCUCCGACCUAAGCGCGUACCGCCGGGUCCACCCUAGCCAUGCCCGCUGGAGCACCUCUGCUUUGGCUCCCGAGCACCGAAAGCUCAAAGCCACUUCUUUCCAACCCCCAUGUGCCCACAGCCGAGCCGAGACGGUAGACACAGCCCACAGCCUGCUGUCAUCCCCUCAGUGGAACGGAGCUCCCCUGCUGAUCCCGAGCGGUGCUCAGUCAGGACAUCGCUGUCUCCCCACUGCAGGCUCCGCGGGAGCGGCAGGAAAGCUCCGCCUCCGGCCGUUCGGGAACAGCCUGAUAAAGGCAGGUGCGGGCAAGCAGCAGGACCCUAGGUAGAAGCAUCUGCCUAUGCAGAGAGACCCUGACCCGUCCUUGGCCACCCCAUGCAAAGCAGCACCUGAGCCAGCCGGUGCGGCCGUGCCGACGGUGGCGGGACAGGACCCUCUCUGCCUCCUGCACCCGUGUCCCGCGGUCCACAGUCUUCGGUCGCUUCUCUGCGAAGGGACAAGGACCUCGCCCCCAAGGACCUCCGAAGAGGCGGGAUUUCUCAGGGAAGGGGAAGCAGGAUUUUGUUGUGCGGCUUGGAGAUGAGGCAGCUAUCUGGAGUGGGGCUCCUCCUGGGGCUGAUGGCUCUCCCAGUGGCGCUGGGACAGAGAAGCUCGGGAAGCCCUAUAAAUAGCAACCAGUCUCAAAGCUUUGCCAUCGUCUCUUUCAAAUGGGAUCACGUCAAGGACCCUUAUGUCAUUACACUCUGGAUACUCGUGGCCAGCCUGGCCAAAAUCGUUUUCCAGUUGUCCCACAAAGUCACUCGGGUGGUUCCAGAGAGUGCUCUUCUGAUUGUUCUUGGUCUCUUCCUUGGUGGCAUUGUAUGGGCAGCAGAUCACAUUGCCUCCUUUGCCCUUACACCAACUGUAUUUUUCUUCUAUCUGCUGCCCCCCAUUGUUUUGGAUGCUGGAUACUUUAUGCCAAAUAGACUGUUUUUUGGAAAUCUUGGUUCUAUCCUUCUGUAUGCUGUCAUUGGGACAGUCUGGAAUGCUGCCACAACCGGUUUGUCGCUCUAUGGCGUCUAUCAGACAGGAAUAAUGGGCCACUUGAAUACUGGACUGCUGGACUUCCUUCUGUUUGGCAGUUUAAUUGCCGCUGUGGAUCCUGUAGCUGUUCUGGCAGUGUUUGAAGAAGUCCAUGUCAAUGAAGUUCUAUUCAUCAUUGUUUUUGGAGAAUCACUUCUGAACGAUGCUGUAACUGUGGUGCUGUACAAUGUGUUUGAAUCUUUUGUUACAAUAGGUGCAGAGAAUGUGACGGGGACUGAAUGUGUGAAAGGCAUAGUGUCAUUCUUUGUGGUGAGCCUGGGUGGGACACUGGUUGGCAUUUUCUUUGCAUUCCUGCUCUCAUUGGUCAGUCGUUUCACCAAGCACGUGAGAAUCAUUGAACCUGGAUUUGUGUUUAUCAUUUCCUACCUGUCCUACCUCACGGCAGAGAUGCUUUCUCUUUCUGCUAUCCUUGCGAUAACUUUCUGUGGCAUCUGCUGUCAGAAGUAUGUCAAGGCUAACAUAUCUGAACAGUCUUCUACAACUGUAAGAUAUACCAUGAAAAUGAUGGCCAGCGGAGCAGAAACUAUUAUCUUCAUGUUCCUGGGAAUUUCAGCUGUAAAUCCAGAUAUCUGGACUUGGAAUACAGCUUUUAUUUUGUUGACUCUGGUCUUCAUCUCAGUAUAUCGAGUUAUUGGUGUAGUUUUACAGACAUGGAUUCUUAACCACUACAGAAUGGUCCAGUUGGAAAUAAUAGACCAGGUGGUGAUGUCAUAUGGUGGACUACGUGGAGCAGUUGCUUUUGCUCUGGUUGUACUUCUGGAUGUGGAAAAAGUGAAAGAGAAAAACCUGUUUGUCAGCACAACCAUCAUUGUUGUGUUUUUUACUGUUAUUUUCCAGGGACUCACUAUCAAGCCUUUGGUACAGUGGCUGAAAGUGAAGAAAACUGAACACAGAGAGCCAAAACUGAAUGAGAAACUUCAUGGCAGAGCCUUUGAUCACAUUCUUUCUGCGAUAGAAGACAUUUCUGGACAAAUAGGACAUAAUUAUCUGCGAGACAAGUGGUCCAAUUUUGAUAGGAAAUUCCUCAGUAAAGUACUGAUGAGAAGGUCUGCUCAAAAAUCAAGAGACCAGAUCCUUAAUGUUUUCCAUGAGCUCAACUUGAAGGAUGCAAUUAGCUAUGUGGCUGAGGGAGAACGCAGAGGUUCCUUGGCAUUUAUACGCUCUCCAAGUACAGACAACAUGGUGAAUGUGGAUUUCAACACCCCACGUCCAAGUACUGUGGAAAGCUCUGUCUCUUAUUUACUGAGAGAAAAAGCUGGACCAGUGUGCCUUGACAUGCAAGCUUUAGAGCAGAGGAGAAAAAGUAUCCGGGACACAGAAGACACAGUUGCUCAUCACACUCUACAACAGUACCUGUAUAAACCUAGGCAGGAGCAUAAACACCUGUACAGUCGACAUGAGAUCAUGCACAGUGAAGAUGAGAAACAAGACAAGGAGAUUUUCCAUAGGACAAUGAGGAAGCGCUUAGAAUCUUUCAAGAGUACCAAACUAGGAAUAAACCAUCCCAAGAAGCUCAAUAAAAUUCACAAGAGAGACCGAGGACAAAAAAGGCGAAACAGCAGUGUCAUACCAAAUGGAAAAAUACCUUCAGAAAAUCCAGCACAAGAUUUUACUUUGAAGGAAAAAGAUUUGGAGUUUUCUGAAUCAGAAGAAAAUGAUUAUGAAACUUUGCAUCUAGGCAAAGGAGUUGACUUCCUGGCUAAUGUGACACAGCAAAAUUUCACAGAUGCUCCUACUGGUGAUAUCAACCAUGACGUUGAAAUGACAGAAUACUCCUCUUCAGAUGAUCAACUAAACCAAACCGAAGGUGUUUCAGUGAAUCCCCUCCACUUCUUCCCAUCAUGUCUUGAGAUGCCUUGGACACAAAACUAUUCUUCACUGGAAAACAGAGGGAAUGUAUCUCUUCCUACUGUCUCUGAGUAUAUAGCUUCUUGUGACCCAAAUGUACCUGAUCUCUUCUGGGAAUCAGGUACAGAUACGAAUAACAAAGAGACAGUAAACUCAGGUUAUUGUUCUGAAGUUAACUACAAAUCACAGAAUUCACAAGAAGAUAAUUCCUUACUUAUGUUUGAAGGGCUGGAAGACUCUUAUGUGAAGGAGCCCCAAGAGAAGAAAUUGUUGCUUGACACACAAGGAAACUACAGAUCUGCUGCCAGACGUGUACAAAGCCGACGUUCUUUUCACAGGCCAAAACCUCUGCAACACCCUAAGCUUCAGAAGCUAGCAUCUCUUCCAGCAUCUUGCCAUGUCCCUCCACAUUCUUUGGAACAAGAAGAAACACAGUUGUGAGCCAACUUUCUCAUUGAAAGGAGAAGAUGAGAGAGAAUAACUUAAACAAGGGGCUUCUAUAAAAAUAGAAAGCAACCUAUUGGUUCAUGAAGUCUGCUCUAGAACGAUUUCAGAUGGAAAGGGAGUCUUAUGAUGUCAGAAACACUGGAGUUUUUGUGCUGCACUUACACUUUUAAGUUCUCAUUCAUAAUGAAGGGAAACAUGCCUCCUUGUUAUUUUGUUCAUGUAGACUGUUACAAACGAUCAAUAUUAUUUUUGGAAGGCUAAAUCAAGAAUCUUUUCAAAUGGUAAAUCCUUGGGGUUUUACAUGGAAACGGUUUCUUAUGCCAUUAUGCCAUAAAUACAUUUAAAGAAAUAGGCUACAUUUGAUGCUUCAGUAAUGGAAUUAAAUAUUUAUGACGUAUGAAAUCAAUGUAGGAGAAGCCAAUGGUUAGCCUCUUGCCUGCUUUUAAAUGAUGUUUUAAAGUCUACUGUGAUUGAAAUGGAUCAGUGCCUUUUAUAAGUGCAAGCUAAAGAAAAAUAUUUUCAUGCUCUUGAACAUUUGUGUUACUGAGUUAUAGUGGGAUAGUGACUCUGGUGGGAAAUUUCCCAGGGAGAGGAAAGUCCUGGCAUCUUGAAAUUCAAUCAAGGGCUCCAGGAAGGCUAUUUCCUUCCUUCACCUUCAUUUCCUCUACUCAGUAGCACUGGAAUGUAAGAACGUCCAGAAUUAGUUCAGAGUUUUAGUUUGUGUGGUCACAGGCAACACAUUUCAUAUUCUUAAUUAUGCUGCUGUGUUUUAAAUAGCCUCACUCAGACAGAAGUGUAAAUAUUUGUCAUUUUUACUGCUGCUUUGGAAGACACCUUCCAAAUACUCUUUUGGAUUUUAUUGUUAAUUUAUAUAUAAUUUUCAAUAGCUGAUCAGGAUAAUGGUCUCUCAGAUCCUAUCCUGUGUUUUGCCACAUGGUUUAAGUGCCACAGUGACUCAGGAUGUUGAUGGUACAGAGGUAGUUUGGCUACUGUGUAUAUUUAUAUAUCUGUUUGUGUUAGGAAAUUAUUUUUUUUGUCCCAAAUUUUCUGUUAAAUGAUAUUAAUUAAAAUUGCACUAGACAUCUAUUGUGUAUGGAUUUGGUCUGCAUCACCUUGAAGACAGCGGAGACAUCAGUGAAAGCCAACUCAGAUGAAGACUACAUAAAAGUGAAAACUGAGACAUCUCCUGGAUGUAUAAUACUACAUAACAGUGUAUACUUCGGGGGCAUAUCUGUAUUUUGCCUUGGAUAAUUUCAGUCCUGAAUUUUUUGGCUUGAAGUCUUCUGCGGUAUUAAGUUGCAAAGAUUCAGUGACAUGAAUAGAAGAUGAGUGCUUAGCUGCUUCUGUGAUCCUAAUGUGCACCUUAUUUCUAUUUGACAUCAGUGUAAACCAUUGGUAAAUAAACUGAGUCACCUUCAGGGAAUCUAAAUUACUGAAGACAGAGGCUUUAUCUGGUAAAUUUUACUUUAUCAUAGGAAUUAGUGGUUGUUUCACUCUACCUACCCAGAUUUUGAACAGUUUUUAAGUGAUUCUGUGUCAGAUGUCAAACUUAAGAUUUACCCAGACACCCAGAAAGAGUGAAGCAAUGUGUGAAAAUUCAUGCCCACACCUUUUUUCUAUCUUUGUCCUCUUUGCUAAAACUGCCUGUUAGGCUAGUGCAAAUUGCAGAUAUGUGAUGGAAAAUGCCAUGUACAAAUCUAACUAGAUACAUAACAUAUGCCUUUAGAGACUAGAUUCAGAGUCCUGGUUCUUUUGAUAUCAACACACAAGCAGCUGCCUGUUUGCAGGCAAAUCAGUGCCAAAUCAGUGUUCCUAAUUGGAAAGCAUCAUCGCACAGUUCUAGUCUUGUUAAUGAGGGUCAUAAGACAUAAGGCUGUCUCCAGUAGGGAUGCUAAUUUUGUAAAUAAAUAAUGUAAAUACAAUUUUUGUGAACUGAGUACCUAUGAACAUACUAUUUUGUGAAGUGGACAAUAUUAAUGCUGUUCCAGAUACUAUAAUUGGAACAAGUAUUUCAGUCACUGGCAUAGAUAUAUAACAGGACCAUGACUAAUCCCACUUACUAGCACAGGUGAAGUGCAAUGUGCCAAAAUCUGACCUCCAGUCUCAUAGCAAAAUGCUGAAGCGCCAACACCAAAGUUGGUAAGAUGCUCAUCAGGUAUAGGCUUUGAAAUAGAAGUUUAAUCUCUUAUUGCUGCUGUACAGAGGUCAUUGCUGUGUUGCAGUCAGAAGAAGAACCACACUGCAGACUGUGUUUUCUGCAUGAUUCUUGAAGCAUUCCUAAUCUAUUUGUGUACAGGCUACCUCAAGAAAACAUUUGAAAGUCAUCAUUAUCAGAUAGGAAUUUUCACCAGACAAAUGUUGCGCUCACACACAAGAGUAAGCAAUUUUGAAAAUCACAGGAUAUAAGAUUUUAAUGUUCUUGUGUGUUUUUAUGCUAAAUAAAAGAGGAUCAAUUGAUAGGCCAGUAUUUACAAACACAGCAGUCUGUGAAAAGUCAGCAGGAUUCUGUAUGCUUUUGAGAGGGCUUUGGACUCUAGGCGUUUUACAAAAUAGAGAAACAUGCCAUUUUUAGCAAUUCAGGAAAUGGAAAGACACUAUAUACAAAGGCUUAACUCUUCAUUUACUUUCAAAGGCCUUAGAAAUUGUAUGUUAUGUCACAGUAGUUGAACAGAUGAAGGAUAAAAUGGGCAAUUCUGAUAGCAAAGAGACCUCUCCCUGGAAUAGCUUGCGUCAUUUCUGAGGCUUGUAUGCCACUGGAAGAUGUUUCUAGUAUAAUCGUCUCUACAGCAAAGUUUUGUUUGGCAUAGAUUCUCAAAUUGAAGUGUAAUGGAAAAAGAAAACACAGCCUCAUGUCCCCAUUUUCUAUAUUGAGAACAUACUCUUAGUUUGAAUACAGGGGAUUAGGAUUAUAAUUCCUUUUUUUUUUUUUUCCAAGGCAAUUGCUUCCAAUGUCUACCAAGUACAUAUGAAAAGCAGAUUAUAAGAGUUCAUCAUGUCUCUGACCUUUUUUUUCUAUACUCUUUCUAUAUACUUUCACAUACCAGUACGUGUCCUGUGAGUGCAAGUGUUUGGUUGCUUCUUCCCCCUUCAAUCAGUCAAGCACCACUAAUUUCCAUCAGCGCAACACAAAUUUAGAUCUGCUGAGGAUCUGGCUGUAUGUAUCAGCUUCCUUUUUACCAUGUGAAUUAGACCAGAAUGGUCAGUUGGGAAAUCAGUUCACCUCUGCUGAGGCCAGUGUAGUUCUUCCCUCCCUGGCCAAAAACUCUUUUCUCUAAAUACUUUUGUGACAUGCUCUGUCAAAGAAAGGCAAGUUGGGAAUUCCAAAGUGGCUAUUUAUUAAACAAGUAACUAUGGUCUACCUUCUUGUAAAAAGAUGAAAUAUUUUAUAUCUCUUCUAUACAUUUAACCCCAUGGAUAAGAUUCGUUUUGACAAUGUUUAUUAUGCUGCACUAUGGCCUAGCAAUGUUAAAAGAAAGAAGUGUUACCCGCAUUCAGAUAAAUUCUGAGCUGACUGAGCUGUGAAGCUAGUUAUUGAAAUAUAUGAAAUUAUGUUUUAUAAAUAUACGGUCUAGCCAGAGAUUUAUGUAACAAACGUUGCAAAAUAAUCACGUGCCUUAAAUUGUUACUCUUUGGAGUGCUGUUGUUUGCAGAUUUUUGUGUGUAUUUUCGAAAAGGUGUCAACUUAUUGCAUACAUUUUUUAAUAAGUCAAUUUGUUCUGCUAAUGUGUCUUUAUAGAAAUGUUUUAAUAGUAUAUCAUACUGAGAAGUUUGGCAAUAAAUUGUAUCACUUUGGUGGAAUCACACUGCUCUGGCAAGUGAUUUCAAGAAUCAUUUAUUUAGUACAUCGGGAGAAGACUCUCCAUACAAGACUUCUGAGAAGUUUGUAUUUCUGUUCCCAAAUCAAAGUUAAAAACAAAAAAGUGUACUGCUGAUAACUCGUGUCAUUUAUAAAAUGCAAAUCAUUAAAAGCAGCAACAGAAGUUGUAGAAGA